AUGACUACUGCUCAGCUCCUGCACUCCAUCAGAAUCCGGAAAGCAGCUAAGGAAACUGCUUUCCCAUCCCAUGUUACUAAUGAGUGUGAGUCACUGACAAUGGUGAAGAAACUUUUUGCAACCUGCAUCUCUUGUAUAACAUAUCUAAGGGGCCUCUUUCCGGAGAGUUCUUACGGAGAACGCCGUUUGGAUGAUUUCACUUUAAAAAUCCUCCGGGAAGACAAAAGAUGCCCUGGGUCUCUGCAUAUUAUCAAAUGGAUUCAAGGUUGUUUUGAUGCCUUGGAAAAGAGAUACCUACACAUGGCAGUACUUACACUUUACACAAAUCCCAAUGAACCUGAGAAAGUGACUGAGAUAUAUCAGUUCAAGUUCAAAUACACAAAAAAAGGAGUUACUAUGGAUUUUGACAGCAGUAAUUCAAGCUUUGGAAGUCGAACAAAAGGUGAAGAUAUCAAAACAGUCAGUGUUCUCCUAAUCCGUAAACUGUACAUGCUGAUGCAAGACCUGGGACCCCUUCCUAAUGAAGUGCUACUUACAAUGAAACUCCACUACUAUAAUGCAGUGACCCCACAUGAUUACCAGCCCCCUGGUUUUAAAGAAAGCAGGAGCUCAAACCUCCUGCUAUUUGACGGGGAGCCUGUCAGCGUUCAGGUGGGGUUCGUCUCCUCUGGCUUUCACAGCAUGAAAAUAAAAGUAACAACCGAGGCCACCAGAAUGCAUAAUUUGGAGAACAAUCAGUCUUAUAAGAGCAACACUACUGAGAUUGUCCAUCAGGGUCUAGACUGUGAAGAAGAAGAUGAAGAAGAGGAGGAAGACAAUGAUCAGGUGAAAUCCACUGUCUACCGGCUGUUGUCUUAA
Molecule: messenger RNA, 858 nt
Organism: Ochotona curzoniae (black-lipped pika)
Lineage: Eukaryota; Metazoa; Chordata; Mammalia; Lagomorpha; Ochotonidae
Gene: HORMAD2
Product: HORMA domain containing 2
Exons: 10
Coding region: 1-858 (285 amino acids)
Source: RefSeq, a predicted model, not a curated record